Colletotrichum godetiae is the source of this 309-nucleotide messenger RNA. Its product is annotated as Yippee/Mis18. The annotation marks the transcript as partial. The record is from RefSeq and is a predicted model, not a curated record. The transcript is spliced from 2 exons. NCBI's taxonomy places the organism in Eukaryota, Fungi, Ascomycota, Sordariomycetes, Glomerellales, Glomerellaceae.
ACCCUCCGCUGUUCAACCUGCUCCUGCGACAUCGCCUUCUCCUCCCAAAUCGUAAGCAAAGGCUUCACAGGCCGCUACGGCCGCGCCUACCUCAUCGCGCCGACCGGAAGCCUCGCCAAUGUCCGCAUAGGAAAAUGCGAAAACCGCCAGCUCGUUACCGGGUGGCACGUCGUCGCGGAUAUCACCUGCGUCCUCUGCAACGCGAAACUCGGAUGGAAAUACGUCGACGCCAAGGAGCUCAGCCAAAAGUACAAGGUUGGCAAGUUUAUCCUCGAAGUCGAACGCGUGGUGCCCUUUCGCAGUUGGGAG